Molecule: messenger RNA, 830 nt
Organism: Molossus molossus (Pallas's mastiff bat)
Lineage: Eukaryota; Metazoa; Chordata; Mammalia; Chiroptera; Molossidae
Gene: LYZL4
Product: lysozyme like 4
Exons: 6
Coding region: 230-667 (145 amino acids)
Biological process (GO): fusion of sperm to egg plasma membrane involved in single fertilization
Cellular component (GO): acrosomal vesicle; sperm flagellum
Molecular function (GO): lysozyme activity
Source: RefSeq, a predicted model, not a curated record
GAUUGGUACCGCUUCUGGGGUUAGUGAGCUAAGGGCAUGGAGUGCACCAGGUCUCAGAAAAAACGAGUGUCCAUGGGAGAUGGAGCGCUCUGCAGAGUCAACUCAUUUACUCUCUAAAUCAAGGCAAUGAGCGGAAGCCGCGUCCCUGGGACCCUGCUAGAAAUUGUCGGAGACUCUGCCGGCUCCACUGGCGCUCUUGCCCCGAGCUGCGCUGUGGGACCCUGGAGACAUGCAGGCAUCUGUGGUUCUCUCCCUCCUCGGCUGUCUGGUGGUGCCAAGCGGCGCGGCGGUCCUGGGACGCUGCACGGUGGCUAAGAGGCUCCAAGAAGGAGGCCUGCGUGAUUAUGAGGGCUACAGCCUAGAAAACUGGGUGUGUCUGGCUUAUUUUGAGAGCAAGUUCAACCCUAUGGCUGUCUACGAGAACACGCGUGAUUCCUACACGGGCUUCGGCCUCUUUCAGAUUCGCAACCCUGACUGGUGCGACAAGGGGAAGAACCGCUGCCACGUGUCCUGCUCCGCUUUACUGAAUUCAAAUUUAAAUAAGACAAUUGAAUGCGCAAAGAAAAUUGUAAAAGGAAAAAGAGGAAUGGGAGCAUGGCCCGCCUGGACCACCAACUGCCAGAACUCCAACACUCUGGCCCGCUGGUUGGAUGGAUGCAAGCUGUAGCCGCCGGACGGCCCUCCAGACACUCCCGUCGCGUCUUCCUGUGUGUGGCUUUCACUUAAUCCUGUUGACUAUCUAGCUCACUGGUUGACAGCUCCAGAUGAAAAAGGACCGAAGUUGCUUCAUUCAGGCAUGCAGGACGUAGAAUAAACCAGCCACUUGCUCA